Dreissena polymorpha is the source of this 954-nucleotide messenger RNA. RefSeq lists its product as uncharacterized. The record is from RefSeq and is a predicted model, not a curated record. The coding region runs from base 71 to 610 and encodes 179 amino acids. The transcript is spliced from 5 exons. NCBI's taxonomy places the organism in Eukaryota, Metazoa, Mollusca, Bivalvia, Myida, Dreissenidae.
CACAAACAAACGAGUCAAUACGUAACACCGACCAGGAAGGAGAAACGGUCCUUUAGAUUUACACGACGUUAUGGACCGAAGAAAUUACUUCGAAAAAGACCGACCGUCACACUUCCAUCGGGACAGAUGGUAUCCGCCGCAAGAGAGAUUCCAGAUGCCGAGGUACGACGAGCCGCCACCCUUUCAACGUCGCCCUGCGCCGCCCCGUGGUCGGGACGAGUACAACGGAAAAAAACACGAACCAAAGUCAAGAUGGUUCAAAGAUGCUGAGAGUGUGGACAAAAAUGUAUGGGUGCUACUAGAGGACUUCCAGUGCCCUUCAAAAGAAUGUCCUUCAAAAAAGCCCUUUAAAUGGCGCUGCUUGAAGGAUGACGAACCUGUGUUUCUUUCCCAGCUAGGGGUCAUCAAAUGUCAGAGUGAGUUACAUCGAGGUGACUUAAGCCGCUGGGGAUGGAAUUGUGGGUCGGAGUACCACAAGGGGGAAUUCUUCCACGCCGAUGUCGAGGGGUUCACAUUUGCCCUCUCUCAGGCCGUACAGCUUAUGGCGAGAAUGGGCAGCGAAUGGGUACAGGAACUGAUUGGAGCGAUUGGAAAGCAGUACCACCGUUAGACCAACUGACAGAGUUCUCCCUAUUAUAACAUAGUGACUCGUAAACGCUCAAAACACUGUAUCGAUUUUGUUUACAUAUAAGUAUACAUCAAUACACAUAUUAGGACUUAACGACAAAAUGUCAUUGUUAGCAGGAACGUGUGCAUAAGCGAUAACAUCCGUUGCGGUUUUUUACGGGUGUUUCUUUUAUACAUGUAUUUUCUAGUGUCGCUCAUAUGUUGCUGUUGUUAAUUUGUUAUAUUAUAUUUUAAUUAUUUAAUGUACGAAUUGAUUUAAAAAACAUGAUACCUUGCUUGUUAACUUUAGCGUAUUUCGUUCAAUUCUUCUGAAUAAACUUCAACAUU